Exophiala aquamarina CBS 119918 is the source of this 1362-nucleotide messenger RNA. RefSeq lists its product as uncharacterized. Lineage: Eukaryota; Fungi; Ascomycota; Eurotiomycetes; Chaetothyriales; Herpotrichiellaceae. The annotation marks the transcript as partial. The record is from RefSeq and is a predicted model, not a curated record. The transcript has 2 exons.
CGACUAGCUGCUAAGAUGCCUGACGGUAUAGUCUCAUCGUUCACCUUCAUAACCACCGAUUCUCGGCGAAAGGCCGCCCGAGAGGCCGUCAAGGUACAUGUCCUUCGUCUGCGUCGCAACAAGCGCAAGCGAAAUGGCGGUAGUUGCAAAUCUCGGCAUGACGACGCCAAUCGCGGUGGGCAAAUGCAUCUUUGGGAUUCGACCGUCCCACAAGUCCCGGAUCCUUCACCUUGGUCAAGCGCGAUUACCGAGUCCGAUCAUUCUGACUCCGCCGAAAGCCUUGAUGCUACAAUUGCGGAGAGUAGGUACUCAUCAUCUCUGGAUUUUGAAGGUCCCGCCAGUUCGCCUAUUCGAAGGCAGAGGGAGCCAUGUCCAAUCACCUCGAUGCAUGUGCCAGCUGUAUCCCCUGAGGAUGUGCUCAUCCAUUGCUAUAUCGAGGAGGAUCCUGGAUGUGGAAUCACUCCAGUUUGGCUACAAUGCUUCAAGACAAGUGAGGCUUCUUACAAUGCCUUCCUAGCAGCGUCAUCUUUUCGAUUCUCUGUCGAACGAGGUGUCCAACCGCUGGCAGAUGCGCCAGAGAGAGAGAUUCGGGCGUUGCAAGCCAUAGCCAAGCAAAUCGAGCUCUCGCCUACGACGCCAACCGCUGGCACCAUGCUUGCCGUCGCCCUCUUGAUGAAUCUACAGGAGUAUCGAGGAGAAACGUCGCUUGCCGUACGGCAUUGGAAGGGUUUACAAUCGAUGGUGGAGGUAAGUGGUGGGUUGCAUUGCCUUCGGAUCUGGGCAGAGCUGCACAAUUUUCUGUUCUGGGUUGAUGUGUUAAUCUGCAACGCUUUGUCUGUUCCACUUGGACGGAUUUCGAGUGACGACGAUCCGGAUCAGACCCUCGGCACGCAAGAGCUGCAUGCGCUUCUCACCCAGAUUAGCCAGCAGCCCUCCACCUUGACCCCAAACGCAGACACAGGAGCUGGCGGUGACGGUGACGGCUAUUUUUCGCCUCUAUUCCAAGUCCUCCAGCGGUCAAGCCCGGACCAGAGCACAACCGGCGUGGCAAAGUCAUCGAGAGCCAAGCUUGCCUGCCUGAUGUACAUUUCCUUGUUAGAAUUACAUUUCCACAAGCCUCGCGCUAAGAUUCCAAUAUAUCAAGAGAUCGAAGAGGAGGUACUGAGGCGAGGGCGGGACCGGGUAAUCCACACGGUGGAGCUAUUGUACGUGAUUUUGUCUAUGAGCAACCAAGACAGUCUGUGUCACUUGGUAUACAAGUUGUCACGCGUCAUGAAUGCGGCCAAGAAAUUGGAGCGGAGUGACUACAAUAUUUGUGCGCGGUUACUGUCUGCAUACCUUGGGCAUCGGAACCCGUUCGAA